CCUGAUACUAGCCUGCCUUUGUUGCAGUGAAUCACUGUAGUGUCCGCAGCCUUCCUCCAACUCCCACUUUUAAUCCCUUUACUCAUUUCCUCAUUGGCUCUUUGCUUUCUUCAUCUUUUCUCAUUCCUCCCUUCUUCCUUCAUCCCCACUGUCAUCAAAUUCGAGCCCCAAUCAUGGAGCCAGCUAGCAAAAAGCUGCGAACCACCCUCCAGUUGCCGACACCAAUGGAGACACUACCUCAAGCGAAGCCAACACGAGCCCCAAGUAAACACGCUCCCAUCAGUGAGAGAGACUGCCAGAAUUUGUUCAACUCUAAUCGCGCCCUGUGGAUUGCCUUCCCCGAAAGCUGCCGUCUCAGAAGCAACCGCCAACUUGCCACUCUCGAGAAAUUUGUCGCCGAAUCAAGCGAGUGUUCAGAUGUGUCCAGCGUCACUCGGAGUGCUGGCAUUUUUCUAGCCGUGCUUUACAAAACCACUGCUCAUCGCGACACGGCAGUUGAGUCAUUAAGGCUCGCAAGGGUUGGUUGGAAAGGCGGCUUGCAUGCCCCAAUCGUGGCUCCAUUCGCCGCAAACUCUGACCCGCAAACUUGGAGUGUGUCACUUGGUCCUUUCGCAACCCCGAAGCUUCUUUCUGCAGCACUCGAGGCCUUCUUGCUUGCUCACAAUAAGGACCAUAAGAUCGGUGCUCUGGGAUACAACAUCCGAAGACUUUUCACAAUGGGACUCCCGACUUCAACAUUUAUGGUGAUCUAGGAGAAACCAAAACAGUUUGAGGGCAAGGACUUGUUGGCUGAAUUUCAAGGCAAAGACUUCUUUGUUCAAGGACAAACAACGUUGAUCACAGCUGAACGCCUACUCGAAUGUCUCCUCUGCGGCGGUCAACAUGCCGCUGCAGUGUGCAAGAAUACGACCACCACCAACACUCUUGGCCCGGU
Molecule: messenger RNA, 934 nt
Organism: Ilyonectria robusta
Lineage: Eukaryota; Fungi; Ascomycota; Sordariomycetes; Hypocreales; Nectriaceae
Exons: 2
Coding region: 174-752 (192 amino acids)
Source: RefSeq, a predicted model, not a curated record